This is a messenger RNA of Cetraspora pellucida, 639 nucleotides long. Lineage: Eukaryota; Fungi; Glomeromycota; Glomeromycetes; Diversisporales; Gigasporaceae. The record is from the annotation of a GenBank genome assembly.
AUGUCAUAUUUAUUAAUGACAAAAUCGGGAGAAAUUCAAUUUCCAUUGAAUAUUUCUUCCGAGAUGGGAAUCUAUAAAUCCCUUAACGAAAAUUCAUUUUGUAAUGAAUUAUUCAGUAGGCCACCUUAUCCCUUAACUCUCGAAGUCGACGACUUAAUCGCGCCAUCAAAUCCUCGAAAAGCCAAGAAACACCAAAAAAAUCCGUAUUUAUCUCCUCCAAGGCCGCAAAAUUCUUUCUUUUUAUUUCGAAGGGAUUUUGCUGCAAAGUUGAAGCAAAAAGGAGUGAAAUUGAAGAACAGCGAAAUCUCACAAUUAGCGGCCGCGGAGUGGCAUAAACAACCACAAAACGUUCUUUGUUUUUUCGAGGUUCUCGAAAAUUUGGCAAAAGAAAAACAUAGUCAAUUAUAUCCAAAUUAUAAAUUCACGCCUAGAAAAGAAAAGUCAAAAAAUUCCGAAAAAUCACCAAAAUAUAAUGUAACUGAUAAUCUCUCUGAACAGAAAUGUUUAAAUUCCGAGGAAAUUUCAUCAAAUCUGGACACUUCGAAAAAUAACUCGCUCUCUGAGAUCUCUGAUCAAAGCCUUGAUCAAGGAACCUUCGAUAUCUCAGAUUUUAUUGAAUUUGAUCCAAUUACCUUUUAA